CCCUGACACUAAGGUCAUGGGGGUGUGGUUUGAGCUGGACAACGUUAAGGUGGCGUUUGAGAGCGUCGCGGGGAAGACGUUCUCCUACUACCCCAACCCCGAGCUGUUCGCUCUGAACAGAGACGACCCGGACACACCCUACCGCUUCAAACCUGGAGGGGUCAUCGCUGUAGAGGGUAAGGGCCUGACGCGUGCUAUGACCCGAGGGGAGGUGGUAGCCUGGCUGGGAGACAAGGAGUGUGAGGUCAAGACUCUGGACAGUACUCACCUGUACUGUGAACCUCCUGAGAAACAGCCAGCCAGUCUGGGGAACCACAAACUGCCCAGCCUCAGG
Messenger RNA from Salmo salar (Atlantic salmon), 334 nucleotides. The record is from RefSeq and is a predicted model, not a curated record. Lineage: Eukaryota; Metazoa; Chordata; Actinopteri; Salmoniformes; Salmonidae.